Messenger RNA from Sceloporus undulatus (fence lizard), 402 nucleotides. RefSeq names its product CCN family member 3-like. The record is from RefSeq and is a predicted model, not a curated record. Gene Ontology annotation, molecular function: heparin binding; integrin binding. Gene Ontology annotation, cellular component: extracellular matrix; extracellular region. Gene Ontology annotation, biological process: cell adhesion; signal transduction. The coding region runs from base 1 to 402 and encodes 133 amino acids. NCBI's taxonomy places the organism in Eukaryota, Metazoa, Chordata, Lepidosauria, Squamata, Phrynosomatidae. The transcript is spliced from 2 exons.
AUGGAGGAUGCCGAGAGGCACCUGGUUGGGCAGAGAUGCCCAGCGAGGAAGAGGCACCCUCCUCCCUGCCCUUGGGGCCCUUCGCCGGCCCUCUUCUUGCUCCUCUUCCUCCUCCUUUCCACGGUGCCUGGCCAUGGUGAGGAACCCGAGUGCCCUCUGCCCUGCGAUUGCCCACCUGAGCCACCCACCUGCACCCCAGGUGUGCCCACCAUCCUUGAUGGCUGUUUCUGCUGCCUCACCUGCGCUCGGCAGCGAGGGGAGAGCUGCUCGGCCAGGAUGCCCUGCGACCAGAGGAUUGGCCUCUACUGUGACCAGGGGGCAGGGGCCCAAGCUGGUUUGGGCAUCUGUAUGGGUAAGGGGGUCCUUCUUGGUCAAAUGCACCAAGAGCCUUGCAACUUUUGA